This is a messenger RNA of Lathyrus oleraceus (garden pea), 1662 nucleotides long. RefSeq names its product protein ROH1. The transcript has a single exon. The record is from RefSeq and is a predicted model, not a curated record. The coding region runs from base 272 to 1423 and encodes 383 amino acids. Lineage: Eukaryota; Viridiplantae; Streptophyta; Magnoliopsida; Fabales; Fabaceae.
UUCAAAAUUCAUCACUUUUCUACCUUCUUUUUUAAACUUUUCCUCAAUCCAUCCCCCAAUUCCUUUCUGGGUUUUCAAUCAAUUUCGAAUUUUCAUUCCUCAGUUUCACCAAUUUUGAAACCCUAAUAUUCCCAAUUCAAAGUUUAAUUUUCUGUUCCCGGAGUGUUAAUUCACUCAUUAUCGGAAAUUGGUCUUUGAAAAUCCAUCUGGGUAUUUUAAUUUAUUCAAAAAGUUUUCAAUUUUGAGAUAAAAAUUCAAUUUUUAUGUGAGAAUGCGUUCUGCAACAGAAUAUCAAGGUUCUUCUAUUUUGAAUCAACGUGUUAAUCUAGUUCACUCAAUGGAAAAUUCAAGCUUAGAAAAUGAGCUUAAUUUGUUUCAAAAACAUGUCACUGAUAGGUUCAAUGAACUAUCUUCUUCUGUUUCUAAUGAUGAUUUGUUAUCUCUUUCUUGGGUUAGGAAUCUUCUAGAUACAUUCCUUUGUUGCCAAGAGGAAUUCAGAAUGAUUCUUCAUAACCAUAGACCGAAAGUGUGUAAACCACCUUUGGAUCGUUUGGUGAAUGAGUUUUAUGAGAGGAGUGUGAAGGCAUUGGAUGUAUGCAAUGCUAUUAGAGAUGGUGUUGAAAUGGUUAGACAAUGGGAGAAGCUAUUGGAGAUUGUUCUAUGUGCUUUGGAUCAUAAAAGAAUCAUUAGUGAAGGUCAAUUUCGUCGCGCUAAGAAAGCUCUGGUUGAUUUGGCUAUUGGUAUGCUUGAUGAUAGUAAUAAAGAUUCUAAUAAUGUUUUUUCAUUUGCAUCUAGAAAUAGGUCAUUUGGUAGAAACAAUGUUAAUAGAGAUAAUCAUCAUCAUCGGCGAGAUUCAUCCACAUUAGGUCAUUUUAGAUCACUUUCUUGGAGUGUAUCAAGGAAUUGGUCAGCUACUAGACAAUUACAAGCAAUAGGGAACAAUCUUUGUUUUCCUAAGAAUAAUGAUCUUGUUGCUACAAAUGGUCUUGCAUUGGCUAUUUAUACAAUGAGUUCGAUUUUGUUGUUUACAAUGUGGGCACUUGUGGCUGCAAUUCCUUGCCAAGAUAGGGGAUUACAUCUCAACUUUUCGAUUCCGCGGCAGCUAUCUUGGGCUGCUCCGGUGACAUUACUCCACGAGCGGAUUUCGGACGAGUCGAAGAAGAGGGAGAGGAAGAAUACUUGUGGUCUUUUGAAGGAGAUUCAGAAGAUUGAGAAGUGUGCUAGGGUGAUGAAUGAUAUGGCUGACUCUUUGGAGUUUCCUUUGAGUGAGGAUAAAGAAGAUGAAGUUAGGGUUAAAGUGGAAGAUGUUGUGAAUGUUUGUGAAGGUUUGAAAGAUGGAUUGGAUACUUUGGAAAGACAAGUUAGGGAAGUGUUUCAUAAACUUGUUCGUGGUAGAAUGGAGGGGAUUGAUUUUCUCGGAUGAUAGUAAUAAAAACAUCAUCAAAUUGAUGUUUGGUUUGUGGUUUCCUUAGAAGUGUGAAAAUUGUGGAAAACAACCGCAAAAGAUGAGUUGGGUUUGUAAAUGAGAAGUUUUUUUUUGGGUAUCUAUUGGCAUGCAUAAAAUUUAGAGUUUUGUUUUUGAAUUAGACAUAUCUAGUCUUUGAUGUUCCAUUUUCUCUGUUGGCUAUUUGGCUUAUAAAUCAAGAAACUACUUUGUGUGAA